Python bivittatus (Burmese python) is the source of this 4247-nucleotide messenger RNA. It is a transcript of the gene MCOLN3, whose product is annotated as mucolipin TRP cation channel 3. Lineage: Eukaryota; Metazoa; Chordata; Lepidosauria; Squamata; Pythonidae. Gene Ontology annotation, molecular function: NAADP-sensitive calcium-release channel activity. Gene Ontology annotation, cellular component: plasma membrane; lysosomal membrane. The record is from RefSeq and is a predicted model, not a curated record.
CUGAAUCACAAAACAAUGUGUUUAUGGAAAAAGCUUCCUUAUGUUUGGUUCCAAAAAUAGUGCUUUCUGUGACAGGAACAUGAGAACUGUGGGAGAACUCAUUUUUCUGCACUGUUAACAGAUUUUUCUCUCGCUGCUGUGCUGAGCUGAUGACAUAACAUCCUAUUACCCUGGACCGGCGGUAACUUGGGAUGGAAGGUGCUGUAAUACUGUACUUUGGAGCUAGUAAUUUCUCACUCAUCACUGAAGGAGACAAUCUCAUGUUUUAGAUAUGCUCAUAAACACAAGUGUAGCAUUUUCAGUUAAUCAUUGCAAUAUGGCUCAUGUCUUUCCGGUUCCAGCAAUGGAAAAUCCUGAAGUCCCUGUAAGCAGCUGCAGUACUCACGAUGAGGAAAACCUAUACAGUUUUAAGCAUCACCUACCAAUGUGCCAAGAGUUGCUUCUGGAAGAUCAGCUGAGAAGGAAACUUAAAUUUUUCUUUAUGAAUCCCUGUGAAAAAUUCUGGGCCCGAGGGAGAAAACCGUGGAAGCUUGGCAUACAAAUCCUAAAAAUAGCCAUGGUUACUAUCCAGCUUGUAGUUUUUGGGUUAAGCAAUCAAAUGGUGGUUGCAUUUAAAGAAGAAAACACAGUAUCCUUUAAGCAUCUAUUCCUGAAAGGUUAUACAGACAGCAUGGAUGACACCUACGCAGUGUACACACAAACUGAUGUCUAUGACCAGAUCUCCUUUGCAAUAAACCAGUUUUUACAGCUGCGUACCAUUUCUGUUGGAAAUCAUGCUUAUGAAAAGAGAGGAACGGAAGAGACACCCAUGGCAAUAUGUCAGUACUUCUACAAGAGAGGAAUUAUCAGCCCUGGAAAUGACACUUUCGAUAUUGACCCAGAAAUUGAAACUGAGUGUCUUUAUGUGGAACCAAUGCUACCUUUGGAAAAUGGGACACUGAGGAAGACCCCUUUCAAUUUCACUUUAGACUUCCAUAGACUUGUGACUCUGACACUCACAUUCAAAUUGAAGGCCAUUAAUCUCCAGACGGUUCGACAACAUGAACUCCCAGAUUGCUAUGAUUUCACUCUAACCAUAGUCUUUGACAACAAAGCACAUAGUGGAAGAAUUAAAAUAAGUCUAGACAAUGAUAUUGCCAUCAAGGAAUGUAAAGACUGGCAUGUUUCUGGCUCAAUACAGAAGAAUACCCACUACAUGAUGAUCUUUGAUGGUUUUGUCAUACUGACAUGUCUUGCAUCACUGAUUCUCUGCACACGAUCUGUAAUUAAAGGAAUUCGUCUACAAAGGGAAUUUGUGACUUUUUUCCAACAUCACUAUAAGAAAGAAGUAUCUUUCACUGAUCUGAUGGAAUUUGUCAAUGGAUGGUAUAUCAUGAUCAUAGUCAGUGACCUUCUUACCAUAAUUGGUUCUACGUUAAAGAUGGAGAUACAGGCUAAGAGUCUGACAAGCUAUGAUGUCUGUAGUAUCCUCUUAGGAACUUCCACCAUGCUCGUGUGGCUUGGAGUGAUCCGCUACCUCAGCUUCUUUCAGAAGUAUAAUCUGCUUAUUUUGACUCUCCGUGCAGCAUUGCCCAACGUCAUUCGGUUUUGCUGCUGUGCAGCUAUGAUUUAUCUGGGCUAUUGCUUCUGUGGCUGGAUUGUACUGGGCCCGUAUCAUGCUAAGUUCCAUACCUUGAAUAUGGUUUCUGAGUGUCUUUUCUCCUUGAUAAAUGGAGAUGACAUGUUUGCUACCUUUGCAAAAAUGCAGCAGAAAAGCUAUCUGGUAUGGCUGUUCAGUCGGAUCUACCUCUACUCUUUCAUUAGCCUCUUUAUCUACAUGGUUCUGAGUCUCUUCAUUGCCCUAAUUACAGACACGUAUGAAACCAUUAAGCAUUACCAGCAUGAAGGCUUUCCGGAGACAGAACUUCAUUCAUUCAUAGCACAGUGCAAAGAUCUGCCAAACUCUGGAAGAUACAGAUUAGAAGAUGAGAGUCUUGUAAAUAUCUUCUGCUGUUGUAAAAGGUCUUAAUAAAAAUAUUGGCAAUAAUUGCUGAAAUUAGUUGGAGAUUCUGGAGCUGAACAAUCAUCACAGAUUCACAGAUGAAUAAUCAAAGAGGCACAAAACUGUCGUGGAUGUUUUUGGAGCAUUUGCUGGUAUCUAUGUUAAUUCUGGUUUAUAAAUUGAAUCCUAAUUACCAUACAAUGCACAGCUUAGAAUUGCUAUGAAAAACAAUAGAGAACUGUUUGAGCUGGUGUAGUUGUUACAUACUAGCCUCUUACUAUCAUCAUCUUACAGGCACAAUGUGGAAAUAACUGUCUGCAUGAAUUUAUCACACAGUUUUUCCUGUUUUCUAUAGGUAUUAUAGAUUACCUGAAAAGUAAAGGAGAGUAGAUGAUAACUCAGAAUCUUCUCUCUGUGUGAUUUGACAUAGGACUUUUGACUCCCAGUUAUUUAUAAAAUACCAUGUAAAAUAAAACUAUAAAAAUGAUUAAUACCUUCCCCCCCCCAUGUACAUUACUGAAUUGGGGAACCAAGAGUGGAUUUUGGUUCCCCAUCAAAUUACUUUUUUUCCUGAUGUGUUUUGACAACCUUUAGACUCAGUUUUUAAAUUUCAGCUAUACGUGUUGCAGUACGUUCUACUUUGUGAAUCUGUUAGUUCUUCAGCUGACGUAAAGACGGUGCUUGGCUUGAUGUUGUAAUGGAUAAGAGCCUAGCUAACUUAAAAACCUUUAUUAGUGGCCAGUGUGAUGGUUAAAUAUCAUAUAAUUACCUAAUCACCUAAACAUCUAGUUAUCUUAUGACAGAACUCCUAUUUAGGGGUUAAACAGCCUCUUAACCAAGCAGUAGUCACAGCUGGCAUCCUUGGCUAAAUAAGCAAAAUUGGAGCUGAUUAAUCCUUGGGUGGGAGACCAUGAAGAACUCUUAGGGCUGUAGAUUAGACUGGAAAGUCAGGGAAACAAAAUCACUCCAGGAGAGAUCAGUGGCAAACAUUCCCAUAUUGUUGCCAAUAAAGCUACAUAGAUACAUAGUCACUGGGAACAAAAGACUCAAUGGAAUCUUUACUUUUUAGUCUAACUAGCUCAGUUUGCACAAAGAAGUUUAAUUCAAUACUAAAAAUAAUCUUAAACCAAUCCAUAUUGACAUAAUACAAGAAAAAAAAAGAAUUCUGAAUAUUCUGCAAAAAUACAACAUUCAAAUUUCCUUCAUACUGUUCUCUUAGUCUAAGCAGUGUUAGGUACUUGUGUAAAUUAUGUUUAAUUGAUCCCUAAAAAUGCAGUUAAUAAUAUACUAGCUGCAUUUACAAACCUCACACUAAGUCAUGGGUUAUGAAUUAACUAAGAUUUCUUGCAGACACGUAAAGCAAUUGUGGCUUGUCUGAUCAAUUCCUGGUUUGUUUUCCUUCCUUUUUAAGUUAUUGCCUUGCACCUCUGUGACCUCAUUAGAUGCUUAGGCAGGGCACAAAAACAGAAGUAGGAAUAAGCCAAGAAAACACAAAUCAUGUGUCUCCAUUUGCAUAUCAUCACACUUGGUCAUAGUUGCAGUCAGUAACCCAACAACAAACCAUGUUUCAAAUUAUGGCUUACUGCCUUACACUUCUCCACCAUUUACAUAUCAUACUAACCUAAGGAACAAACAGUAAUAUGGAUUAGCAUAAAGGGAGAAGCCAGCUGUUCUCUCAGAGCAGGAAAUCAAAUUAAGUCAUGAUAAACCUUGUUACAAGUAGUCCUCGACUUAGGACCAUUAGUUCAGCGACCAUUCAAAAUUAUGACAGUGCUGAAUGAAUGGUGAUUACAAUUGGUCCUCAGAGUUACGGCUGUCCCAGCACCCCCGUGGUCACAUGAUCAUAGUCCGGGUACUUGGUAACCUAUUUGCACUUAGGACCAGUUGCCAAGCACCCCGUGAUUAUGUGAUUGCCAUUUGCAACCUUCCCUGCCAACUUCCCCAGAAAGUCAUCAGAAAGAGUCUGAUUGAGUCUUGAAGAAGAGUUUUCACAUCAAGGACAGAGCCCUCUCCUUAGAGGGCAAAUCCUGUGGUUCCCAAAGUCCUUUAGGUCAUAGGAUUACAGUAUAAGUUUUGUACUGUUUUAAUCUCUUUUUUUAGAUUAAGUUAUAGGAAACAAAGAGGAAAGAGGAAUCUUGGAAUGUUUGAGGAACAGAUUCACUAGGAGUAGGCUUUUAUGGCUGGUAUCUGUUAGGCAGUGUUGGGCUUCAAGGUUUAGUGACUGUGGUCUAGACAACAGAUUUUCUAACAUUUCACUGGCAACUGU